Centropristis striata (black sea bass) is the source of this 1386-nucleotide messenger RNA. RefSeq names its product progesterone receptor membrane component 2 (gene pgrmc2). Lineage: Eukaryota; Metazoa; Chordata; Actinopteri; Perciformes; Serranidae. The record is from RefSeq and is a predicted model, not a curated record. The transcript has 3 exons. Bases 44 to 640 code for a protein of 198 amino acids. Gene Ontology annotation, cellular component: endomembrane system; membrane.
ACGCAGCAUCUGGCCAGGGGCGGGUAGGCGCUAACCGUGCAGUAUGGCGGACGAUGGAGACAGUUCGAGCGGACCAGUUGACACAAGCGGCGGGCAGGGGGCAGCGGACGAGUCGGACGGGCUCGGCCUCGGCGCGAUGUUGCUGAAUAUCGGUAUUGUGGUUGUGGUGGUGGCGGUGUGCCUGGCGGUGUACCGGCGGUGGGGCAGGCGGCUCGUCUCCGACGCGGCCCAGGGCGACGAGGCCUCGGCGCUUCCCAAGAUGAGGAGACGGGACUUCAGUCUGGAGCAGCUGCGGGAGUACGACGGGCUCCACAACCCCCGCAUCCUCAUGGCUGUCAACAUGAAAAUUUUCGACGUGACCAGCGGCAAAAAGUUUUACGGGAAAGAUGGUCCUUACGGCAUUUUCGCAGGCCGGGAUGCUUCGAGAGGCCUGGCCACCUUCUGCCUGGAGAAAGACGCCCUGAGGGACGAGUACGACGACUUGUCAGACCUUAACGCUGUACAGAUGGAGAGCGUGAGGGAGUGGGAGAUGCAGUUCAUGGAAAAAUACGAUUAUGUCGGGAGGUUGCUGAAGCCCGGAGACGAGCCGUCGGAGUACACAGACGAGGAGGACAUCAAGGACCACCUGAAGCACGACUGAGCGGUUUCAUCACACCGACCAAAGCCAGGAGCCCCAAACAGCUGCGACAGACCGCUCCCAGACCCCCAGACCUCCUCCUCCUGCCCCAUCGAUCCACCUGCCACUCCUUUCUCCAGCCCCACUCCCCAAAAACUCUUCACCUCCUGAAUCUGUCUGGCGCCGUGGCUGUUUUGGAAGGGCAGGACUCAAGUCUCAAUGCCCAGACCUCCCUCCCUCCCUCUUCAUCCUGCGGAGAUGACCACCAACAGAAAGUGAUUGGAAAACCUUCGACGAGGGCUUUUUUAAAAUGACAGAAAAACAUGUGUGGGCGGGGGGGGAGAGAGAGGCCAUUAGAUGUAAUCGAAAAACAAAAAAAACACAAAAUAUUUUAGUCAUUUGCUCCAGCGCUGGGGAACGCGUGGUCAUCGUGGUCGCCGCUGAGCGCUGGGUGGAGGUUGGUCCGAGGUAGAGAAACACAUUGGUCGAAGAUGAUCAGUGGAUCGGGAUGGGGAAACAGAUUUCUCUCUUUUUUAUCUUUUGAUUUAGUCACAUUGCACCUGAAACUGCUUCAGCUUCGGACAGCUUAUCAAUCAAUCUUUUUUUUUUUGUUCGAAUAAUUUCCCCCCUUGUUGAGAGGGCGGUGCUGCAGAAGCAGUGCUGUGGAAAUUGGGGGCGUCGCAUUUCCUGUUGUGUUUGUAGUGUAUGCACUACUAGUUUUCUUUGUUUGUCACCAUGUGAUUGUAUUUGUUGAGUAGCAUAGAGGGUGG